AUGGCGGAAACUGAAAAUCUGCAAAUUGAUCACAAUCACUCGUUGUUUUUGCAACAAACAGACACGCUUGGGAUAACACUGAUCGACAUCAAGCUCACAGGACCUGAGAAUUAUGCAUUAUGGAGCAGAUCGAUGAGGAUGGCAUUGUUGGUGAAGAAUAAGCUAGGGUUCAUCGACGGAACAUGCUUGAAAAGCUCUUACAGAGGUCCAUUAGGGCAUCAAUGGGAACGAUGCAAUGUUGUAGUGCUUUCGUGGAUCGGUCACACUGUUUCUGCAGAAUUACAACCUAGUAUCAUCUAUGCAUCUGAUGCGAGAAAGGUAUGGAAUGAAUUUAAAGAGCGAUUUAACAAAUCAAAUCUUACUAGGUUCUAUCAUUUGUGGUUAACAAUAGGAACCCUAAGACAAGGAACAGAUUCUAUAAUAACUUACUAUACUAAAAUGAAAGAUUUGUGGGAUGAAAUGGAUCUGAUGGUACCAGGAGCAGGGUGUGACUAUGAGGAAACUAGACCUUUUCUGGAUCAGUUCAAAAACCUGUGUUUGUUACAAUUCCUUGUUGGUUUGAACGAGAGUUACAGUCAUGUGAGAAGUCAAAUUCUUCUGAAAACACCUGUAUUGACUGUAAAUCAAGCUUAUGCACUAGCAGUUCAAGAAGAAAGUCAACGUACACUUAGUAUAGCUGGUUCAGAUAAGGAACCUUUAACUAUGCUAGCUGGAAGAGGGCAAGGCUUCAAGGCUGCAAAGAAACCAGGCCUCAUAUGUGACUACUGUGGGUAUAAAGGUCGCUUGAAGGAAAAUUGCUAUAAGAUCAUAGGCUAUCCACCAGACUUCAAAAGUAAAAGGAAGCCUCAGAACACUGGAGUAAAGGGAUAUGCUAAUGUAUCAACAAGAGAAGGAGGAAGUUCUGACACCAAUUCUCAGAUGCAAGGGCAUCUUUUUAUAGAAGAACAGUACAAACAAUUGCUGAACCUUAUAAACAAACCAGAUCCUGAACUAGGUGAAUGUCAUACCUUAAUGACAGGUAUACCUUUUUUUUUGUCCAAAGCAUUUGACUAUGAUUGGAUAAUUGACACUGGUGCUUCACAUCAUGUUACACCUCAUAAGGAAGUACUAGAUAAUAUAAGAAAGAUUAAAAAUCAGAAUAAUAGUGCUGUACAAGUACCUACAGGGGGAAAUGGUCUCUACAGUGGGAAGGUUCUGGGGAUUGGUAAAGAACACAAUGGCUUAUACUUGUUGAAAAAGGAAAUCAGUAAGGAAUUUCCAGUUAUAGCAGGCAAUGUUGUGCAAGUGCAGGACGAAUCAGCACUAUGGCAUCUCAGGCUGGGUCAUCCUUCAGCUGUUGCAAUGCAACAUAUCCCUCUGCUAAAGAAUAAGAGCUCAUUACCAAAUAGAUUCUGGGGUGACUGUAUUAGGACAUCAGUUUACUUGAUAAACAAAUGGCCAACUUCUGUUUUAUCAGGAAAGUCACCUUAUGAGAUGCUCUAUAAGAAGACAUCAAGAAUUGACCAUCUUAAGGUCUUUGGAUGUUUAUGUUUUGCAAGCACUCUACCUAGAGGAGACAAGUUUGCACCAAGAGCAAGGAGAGUUGUUCUGAUAGGCUAUUUAGAGACUCAGAAAGGUUACAGACUAUAUGAUUUGGAGAAUAGAACAUUUCUAGUAAGCAGAGAUGUUGUGUUUAGAGAACAGGUAUUUCCUUUCAAAGGAAUGGCUUCAGAUUUAGAAGAUAUAUUCCCACAAGAUCCUCCUGCAUUAACACAUAUUGAUAUUCAAACUCAUCCCACACAAAUUGAAAACAUACCUCCAAAUAUUACACACACAGCACCACAAGAGCAUUUGCAUAAGGAAUUGAAUGAGGAGAGUAUAGAUCAGUUGCAACCACUGAAUCGGGAAGAAGCAGACACCAGCAUGAGUUCAGAUUCCUUAGCUGCAAAUAUAGUUGAGGAAACUGAAGAAACCUCACCAGCAGAAGAAGAGAUGAAUGUUAGAAAAUCAGGAAAUUCACAGGAAACAACUUAUCCUAUCUCUCAAGGACUCUCAUAUGUUAACCUCACUACAGGAUAUCAAUCAUACUUAAAGGCUUUCUCAGCAUACGUUGAGCCUAGCUCUUUUAAGGAGGUAGCACAAUAUGACAGGUGGAUUGAGGCAAUGCAACAGGAGAUAACUGCACUAGAAGAGAAUAACACAUGGGAACUGGUAGACUUGCCACCAGGAAAGCAGGCUAUUGGAUCAAAAUGGGUUUAUAAAAUAAAGCAUAAAGCAAAUGGAGAGUUAGAAAGGUUCAAGGCCAGGUUAGUAGCAAAGCGAUACAAUUAG
This is a messenger RNA of Nicotiana attenuata, 2310 nucleotides long. RefSeq lists its product as uncharacterized. Bases 1 to 2310 code for a protein of 769 amino acids. The record is from RefSeq and is a predicted model, not a curated record. The transcript is spliced from 4 exons. Lineage: Eukaryota; Viridiplantae; Streptophyta; Magnoliopsida; Solanales; Solanaceae.